AUGAUUAAAGAAGACAUCUUGCGAAAGAUGGACUCUUUCCCAUGUCCAGUCAAGAUCUGCUGCGUCAAGUUCCUGCAGCGCGUCGUUCAAGUUCAGACACCAGGACUGAUUUCAGACCCAAGGAAAACCGUAUACUUACCCCGUCUUAGUGAUGCGCUAAUUGUCAAUGCAACUUUGAACUGUCUCUCACCACUCGUCCGUACUCGCCAGUCUAUCGCCAACAAGAUCAUCAAUACCGUUCUUGAGUUUUUCCCAACUAAACAUGUCCGACCCCCAUUUACGCCAAUCGUCCGAGUCAAUGUCAAAUCCAUGGAGCGUACAGCGAGGGCCUUACUUGUCAACAUAAUGAAGAAGAACCCGAACCACCCUUACGUGGGUAAGAUGCAGAUGUACAUUGAGCGUCUUAUGCAAUCCAGGCUGGAGGAAGUAGAUGACGCAUCUCGGAAACGUGCAUUUCCCAUUGAACCGACAGACGGUUUAGACACCGCAAAGCGUGCCCGUUUGGAUGCGCUUACUCCUCCACUGCUCAAGAUUCCCCCGCUACCUCCAGGACCUACGAGCUACGAUCAGCUAUUUACAUUAACCCAGGACGUCGCACUGUCCUCAUUUGAUGUCAAACAGCUUCCUGUCGAGCUCGUCAUGAAGAUCACGCUGCCUCUACUGCAACACGUUAACCCGUCUACGCUUACACAAGCUGUUGAUGCCGUCCGGAAUCGAUUAGAGACCAUAACAAAAGAGCAAAAUCUGAAGCGCCAACAACAGCAGAACGCGACCUCACUCGACGAUGACGAAGAUUAUGAGCCAGAUUAUGAGCCCAUGGAUGUAGCAGAAGGCGCCGAGGGCGAGGGCACUAUUGCAGCAGAUCAAGUAGCAGAGCUACAGCCAGAUCUGGUAUCAUUGGGUCCAUUCGUCCUGCCUCAGCCGUCACCUCUCGGCGAAGAAGAAGCCGCCGAAGUCGGCCGCAGUGCCGUUUCGCGCGUUUUCAGCAUGAUUCACUUGGCUGAGACCGCUCCAGCAUCAACAGCCUCUGGCAAAAACAAAAGCCAACAGCUCGGUUUCUCCCGGCUGGCCGGAAGCACUUUUGAUCGAGAUGCUUGGGUCGUACUCCUUACGCGCCUUGCCACUCGCGCCCCAGCUGGCCUGGAAGCAAGUGAUAAGAUUGGCAAAGGGGAAUCGGCGCUUGCAUCUCGCAAAACAACGAUUUCAGAUUCUAUUCGCGAGACGCUUUAUCGAUACAUUUUGGAGGACUUUCGCGGUCGUCUUAAUAUCGGUAUCACUUGGCUCAACGAGGAAUGGUACAAUGAUAGAGUACAGAUGAAGGCAGCAGCGACGCAACGUGAUGAGAGCGAGGAGUCAGACUCGGAACCGGUUGUCGCGCUUCAUUAUGAUUACUGGGCGACACGACUCUUGGAUGGAUUUUUGCCAUACUUGGAUUCGAAGGAUAUUAAGGUCUUGGUGCGCUUCCUCAGCGAAGUACCCGAAAUCACUAUUCCCAUCACUCAGCGCAUUGCGAGUCUCGCAAAGGACCCCGAACGUGUGAAUCUCUGCGUUCAAGCCCUUAUGUAA
Penicillium waksmanii is the source of this 1566-nucleotide messenger RNA. Its product is annotated as RNA-processing protein PTA1. The transcript has 3 exons. Lineage: Eukaryota; Fungi; Ascomycota; Eurotiomycetes; Eurotiales; Aspergillaceae. Bases 1 to 1566 code for a protein of 521 amino acids. Gene Ontology annotation, cellular component: mRNA cleavage and polyadenylation specificity factor complex. The record is from RefSeq and is a predicted model, not a curated record.